This is a messenger RNA of Trichoderma harzianum CBS 226.95, 2088 nucleotides long. RefSeq lists its product as hypothetical. The coding region runs from base 64 to 2001 and encodes 645 amino acids. NCBI's taxonomy places the organism in Eukaryota, Fungi, Ascomycota, Sordariomycetes, Hypocreales, Hypocreaceae. The transcript has 4 exons. The record is from RefSeq and is a predicted model, not a curated record.
CAGUAAUGUUAGGACGAGAAGCGAACUAAAUCAUCAAGUGUUGUUUGGCAAAUCUUUCCCAAGAUGUCGUCACACGACUUCGACCAGAUUUCCCCUCAGCAAUCUAGUGCCUCUUCGCUCAUCCGAGAACACGAAAAGCAGGCGGAGAUCCAUUCAUCACGACUCUCAGAACCAGAAUUGGAGUGGGAAAAGGUGUGGGCGACGAAUGAGAAGAAAUCGAUCAAAGCACACAGUUUGUCCACGUUCAGCAGAUGGUGGCCUGAGCUGCUAUCCUGCAUAUUUGCUAUCGGCGUGUUCCUUGGACUCAUCUUGGGGCUGCGUCCAUAUCAAGGAAAAGUACUGUCGUCUUGGCCUCUUAUGAUCACCAUCAAUACCUUUGUGGCAAUAUGUACGCUCUUGAUCAAGAUUUCUUUGGCACUGAUAGUGUCUAAUGGCAUCGGUCAGCUGAAGUGGGUUUGGUAUAGAAAACCUCGCCCCCUUGGGGAUUUACAACAAUACGAUAGUGCCUCGCGAGGAGUGGUUGGAUCCCUUGGCCUCUUGUGGACGCAUCGAAAUGGAAGGCGACUGGUACCAGUCCUAGGGGCGAUUCUCACGAUUAUUCUUACUCUAGUCGAUCCUUUCGGACAAGCAUUGGUCCAACUUGAGGACUGUACCGUAGUCGACCCUUCUGUCAGAAGCACAAUUGCGACCGCGCAUCACGCCAAUCUUUUGGAUCCCGAUCCUUCGAACGUGCAUACCCUCAACGGCGGUGCUAUGGGCCCAAUGAUGAUAGGAAUGCUCAAUGAGAGUCUGAUCCCACCUGUAACAUUCGAUUGCCCGACAGGAAACUGCACCUAUCCAAAUCCAUAUCACUCUUCCGGCUUCUGCUCAAAGUGUAAAGACGUCUCUGACCAAGUGGUGAAAACCAACGAAUCUACUUGGUAUUGGAAGGCCGCAAACAUUACUCUCUCAGUCAACACAGGUUCACAGUAUGUCAGUGGCAACUCAGGUGUCCUCAAACUGGUAGCCGAAAAUAUACCUUCAGUUUCUCCGGUUGCUUCAGUACAAGUCAUGGCGUCUCAGCUCACACAAUGUAAAGACAACUCCACUACCCCAUGGCGUUGCCGGACCUACGGUGCUGCGGUGUGCGAAAUAAACCCUUGCGUUAUCAGUUACACUGGAGAGGUAAAGAUAGGCACUCUCAAAGAGGAAGUUUUGAAUACCUCCGAGGUCUGGUCAUCCGGUGAUGAGAACGACAACAAGUACAUGGGCUCUGUCGAUGUAUCAUGCGUCAAUACGACGGAACGAAACGCUUUACAACAUGCCGGGUUUCACAUCGGCCCGGAUACUCAAUGGCUGGCUUACAACGUGUCUUACUACAGACAAAAUAAUUCCUACAUAGUUGUGAACGAUUCAAUCGUACGCCCGAAAUGUGUUUAUAUGAUUGACGAGCAACAGUUAGGCGCGAUGAGCGCACUGCUUUACAACGAUGCCUUCAUAAACACAGAAGUAUCUACGCUGGUUUCACCAGCUGGAUAUUUUCUCUACGGAGAAAUACAAUGGCAGGCCAUAUGGAAUCGAGGGGUACUGGAAUUUGCCGACGUUCAGCGAGCGUUUGACGGACUGGUCAAGGGCAUGACAACCUUUGGAAGAAGUAAUCCUAUCGAUUCAAGCGAGGGCGGAAUAGGAGAUAGCUUCUGGAACGGAACAUCGUACCGAAACACGACUUGCAUACGGAUCCAAUGGCAAUGGAUCUCGUAUUUAGCAACAGCAUCAUUUGGAGUGAUCGUCUUUUUCAUCGGGGCGAUAAUCAUGACCCGAGCGACACUUGAAGUUAACGGCCAGGACUACAAAACAUCUAUUCUGCCUUUAAUGUUUCAUGGGAUUGCUUUUAGGGAUCCUGAAGCAUCUUUCAAAGACCUCUGGUUCAUGGACGAAAUGGCGGCAGAAGCCGACAAAUUGUAUGUCCAAUUUGAGGCAGCAGGAAGGGGAUGGCAGUUUGUAGAGAAAAAGGUUACCUAGUGGCAUUAUGUUUUUCAAAAGUCAGUUGCAACUUCUCAAUAUAACUGUGCAAGAGUAUUCAAGCGAUCAAGUAGAGUAGUAAAUGAG